CCCCCCCGCCCCGGCCAUGGCCGCCCCCGUGGCGCCCCUCGGCCGCCCCGAGCCGCUGCUGUUCCUCGCCACGGUGGCCCUCGGGCUGCAGGGCCCGCUCGCCACCCAGUACCUGUGGGACCGGCUCGGGGCCGAGCGAGGAUACAGCGGUAACAACGGCAGCGGCCGCGCCGCGUGCGGGAACGGCAGCGGCAGCACCGACGGGUUGCGGCAGGAGGUGGAAGCGCUGGUGUCCCACUGGAACCUCUAUAUCAACCUAGGAGGCUUCUUUGUUGGGCUAUUCUCUGUGACUCUCUUUGGACCAUGGAGCGACAGCGUUGGUCGGCGUCCAGUGCUGAUCCUGCCGGCAGUGGGUAUGGCCCUGCAAGCGGCCAUCUACCUCCUCGUCAUGUACCUGCAGCUGCACGUCGCCUACUUUCUGCUCGGACGCAUUUUGGGUGGCCUUAUGGGUGACUACAACCUGAUCCUGGCCAGCUGCUUCGCGUACGUGGCUGACACCACCGACAAACGUGCACGUACCUUCCGCGUCGCUAUCCUCGAGGCGUGCCUCGGCAUUGCGGGCAUGUUGGCCAGCAUCGGGGGCGGCCAGUGGCGCAAGGCGCAGGGGUACAUCAACCCCUUCUGGCUUGUGCUCGCCACCAGUCUCGCUGCUGCUCUCUAUGCCACUUUCUGUCUUCGGGAAUCAGUGAAGGAGCAGAAACCAGCCAAGUUGUUCACGCUCAGUCAUUACAAAGCUGUCUACAGGCUCUACACGGCCCCAGAACACUUGGGCACCAGGAGGAACCUUGCUCUUUACUCCUUGGUUUUCUUUCUUCUUGUCACGGUGCAUUUUGGAACCAAGGACCUCUUUGUUUUGUACGAGCUUGGCUCCCCUCUCUGCUGGGCUGCCGACCUCAUCGGAUACGGCUCGGCUGCGAGCUACCUGGCUUACCUGAGCAGCCUGGGGGGGCUGCGGCUGCUGCAGCUCUGCCUUGAAGAUACCUGGGUGGCAGAGAUAGGGUUGAUCUCUAACAUUUUUGGACUGGUAGUGAUUUCUCUUGCUACUACAACACCACUGAUGUUUACAGGUUAUGGGAUCCUGUUCCUUUCCAUGGCAGCCACUCCAGUCAUCAGAGCCAAGCUCUCCAAGCUGGUCAGUGAGACGGAACAGGGUGCGCUCUUUGCGUCUGUUGCCUGUGUGGAAGGGCUGUGUUCGCUUGUGGCUACGGGAGUGUUUAACUCUCUCUACCCUGCCAGCUUGCACUUCAUGAGGGGAUUCCCAUUUCUCUUUGGGGCUGUAAUUCUCCUUAUUCCAGCAGCGAUUAUUGGGCUGGAGGCUCGCAGUUCUAAGGCAUGUUUGCAGUUAUGCUUAUGGUUGGGUGUUUUAGUGUGCCAGUAAACGGAGGAGCAGGUGGAUAGAAAUCUGGGACUCGGACCAUGACUACAGUCACUUUACAGAUGAUUCCAGUCCCCCACAGACGGCUGAGCAGCAACUCGGGAAUUGACCAUCUUGGCCAUGUCCAUCUGAAGACUGCUCUAUAUUCUUCCCUUGAGGACACACCAGUGCGGGAGGGACACCUUGCCUGUCCUUAAGUGCCAAGUGGUUGGAAAUCAUGGCUCUGACUGCCAUCAGGAACUCGAUUUGCAGGGACUGCCUUCUUGCUCUUGCGUUGGCUUCUUUGUUAGCAAAAACCCAAGAGGCUCAAAAGCCAAUUCAGAGUAAAAGCUGUUGUUGGCCAUUUACGAGGACAGUUAGUGGUUUAGGGUUUGAUGGAGUGGGAAUGCUUUUAGUGCUGAGAGAGGACUGAAUUCUGGUUUAAUUGCUAAACGUGUUCCCCACUGAGUAUAUUACUGUACAGCAGAUGAGGUGAUGGUGUGGGUGAAGCAUUGACUCUAUUGCCUCAAUCUGAUUUUCUUUAAACUGCCAUAAACCAGCAGGUCUGUGUACACUGCCUUGCACAGUGUGUUCAGAUGCAGGCAAUAAUGUCCUUAACUGGGAAAUUGCUUAGUGGACAUGUUACUUUCAGAAUGAAUAAACCCUCCAUUCUCUUUUAUGGUUCAUAAAGUGAUUGCUUUUCUCGUACAGUUAUUGAUAUGAUUUGUCCUUGCCUCAUCCUGUGCUCCUUUCCAUUAUUGGCAUGCUGCUUUCUUUACUGAAGACUUUGCAGGAAAGCAGCAGGAGCGUGAAGUUCUCUGCCCUGUGA
Cuculus canorus (common cuckoo) is the source of this 2183-nucleotide messenger RNA. It is a transcript of the gene SLC46A1, whose product is annotated as solute carrier family 46 member 1. Bases 17 to 1378 code for a protein of 453 amino acids. Gene Ontology annotation, biological process: transmembrane transport. Gene Ontology annotation, cellular component: plasma membrane. The transcript has 6 exons. Lineage: Eukaryota; Metazoa; Chordata; Aves; Cuculiformes; Cuculidae. The record is from RefSeq and is a predicted model, not a curated record. Gene Ontology annotation, molecular function: transmembrane transporter activity.